Tuber melanosporum (Perigord truffle) is the source of this 2772-nucleotide messenger RNA. RefSeq lists its product as uncharacterized. NCBI's taxonomy places the organism in Eukaryota, Fungi, Ascomycota, Pezizomycetes, Pezizales, Tuberaceae. The coding region runs from base 1241 to 2689 and encodes 482 amino acids. The record is from RefSeq and is a predicted model, not a curated record. The transcript is spliced from 3 exons.
CAAAAUCCUACAUUAUCCAUGCCUCGCACCUCCUCCUCCCAACAGCCCCGUCCCUCUCCGCUACCCUUCUCUCAACCUCACCCGCCGCCCAAUCCACACCCGGAAUAUCCAGCGUAUGCAAGUCCUGCAGUGUGAUACUGAUACCUGGUUGGAACGCACACGUGCGUACCCUCCCGCGCGGCAAGGAGAAGAGAAAGGAAGCCACGGCGUCGAGGACUACAGUGGUGGUGUGGGAGUGUCAGAGUUGUGGAGGUGAGAACCGGUCGGAGGUUGUGAAGCCGAAGGUCAAGCGGAGGAAGAGCAAGGAAGCUGGUGGGGUAAAGAAGGCUGAGGUGGGAGGGGGGGGAGAAAAGCAGGUGGGUAGGGGCGGGAAUCAGGGGAGUAAAGCUAGGGCGAAGAAGAGGAAGGUGGGCUCGCUGGCGGAUGCGCUUGCGAAGCAGAGGAAGGGUGAUGGAGGUGGUGCUGGAGCUGGAGUAGGAGGGUUUGGUUUGGAUUUGAUGGAUUUAAUGAAAAUGGAGUAGUAUUUGUUGAUUCCUGCUAAGAAAUUUUGUCUCUGAUCCCUGUCGGCCUUGUGACAAUGACAUGAUACUCUAUCACGCAUACACCAGAGUGGGUAUUACCAGAGUGAGUAUUUCUCGUCAUCUGGUCGCUCUUGCUUUCGUCAACUCUUUCUUACUAUUGCUAGAAUUUCGAGUUACCCUACCGGUCUUGGAGUAAGACUUGGUGAAACUUGUCGCUUGAGAAAGGCAACCAGAAGGCUAUUAUUUCGGCGUCUUGCAUGGCGAUAUAUAUGCUUAACACAGAACCCCGGCGAUACCAGGAUACUAAAUUCGAUUGAACCCGACUCAGUGCGCUUCUCACCUAGUCGCCUCAUCACAGCAUCAUCUAUAAUCAUCAACUGUCUUAAGUUACCUUCCCAGCACCACGCCUGGAAACUCCCCUCCAACCAUCGCCACCUCUCCAUCACACGCCCAAUCGUCCCCCCCGCACCAAUACAGCCCGAAAUUCCCGGCUGACUGUUCGUAUGAUGUUUCGAUUCUCAGGCACCGGACGUCAUGGCGAUCUAUCAGUCACAGCAUGCGCGCGGCAGCCCCGCAUGACCCAGUGUGACUAGAACACCCGCCCACCAAUCACGCGCGAAACCGUGCAAUAGCGGUCGAGAAACUCCCUAAAACUUGGAAACAUUCCACCACCAUGAGGGUCCAGGAAAUACCACAUUAUAUGCAAGACAUCUUUUAAAAUGCCCAUAGCAAGUGGUUCAACGCCAACCUGUAGCACGAGCACGCAGGGCGCUGAGCCAGAGGAGCCCUUUCGUCCGGGUGUUAUUCGGAGUUUGAGCUACAGGUCUACGACUCGGUCGCCUAGGGGUCCAUUUCCGCCUGGAGCGGCAAGCACGGUGGGAGGAGGAGGAGCCGGGGCGGCCGAUUCACAGGCUACCAUUACACUCGCGAACGUUCAUGCUGUUUCUACUGGGGGUUCCGGCUCGCAGCAUGCUUCGAGCACGAACCCGAGUCCGGUUCCGAGUCUGAGUAGUGCUGGUAGCGUAGGUGUGCCGGUGGCUACACCCGGACUUGGAGUCAAUGCCGGGACGAGUAUGAGUCUAAGCUCGAGCCCGAGUUUCAACACCGGCAGACACACAACCCUCGUUCCAGGAGACGAAGAACCCCGCACCCAACCCGGGGACCACGCCGACCACCACUCCCACCACUGCCACCACUCACACCUCCACCCUCACCACCACUCUCACCAUCACCACUGCCAUGACACAAAAUCCAGUCUCCACAACACAACUGCAAGUAGCUUUUCUUGGUCCACCUCUAACCAUGAGCCGGAUCCGCAUUAUGAGAGAUUAGUAUUCGACUACCGCGUCAUCGCACAGUCCAUGCACGCGUACAGACACAUUUCGAUAUUCCGGCGGUUUGGGAGACUAUCCAUGGCAAAUCUACUAUACUACCAGCACGAGCUCACAGAGAUCGAGCAUGCACUUGGAGGCGUUGAUAGGGAGGAAACAAGGUGGAUGCAUACCGGAAGCGAGAGUGAGAAUGUCGGGAUAGAGUUAAAAGAGACGAGGUUUAAACUCAUGAGGAGGUUAAGAGAGACUCUCAAAAACUACUAUGAAGCCCUACUCCUCCAAGAACAAAUCUUCACCUCCCUAGACCCACCCCGCGCCGCAGAUAGCAACCUCCUAUCCGCAUUGGAAGACCCCAGCACCCCACCCCUAACCCUUGUCGACCCCUUCGGCAAGAACACUGACGACCUCGUCGCGCUGGGCCUCGGCGGGCGCGACUCCCUGGAAAAACUGGUAGGUAGGAUUAUCCCACAGAUAUUCCCGCACCGGAACCCCUCCGUCGAGGACGUGCGCGAGCGGAAUAUGUCGCAGCGCGACAUAGCAUCUAUAUUCUCCCCAUUCACCAGGAGAAUCACGAGGAUGGUGAUUGCCCUUGCCACGGCACUGCUGAUGCUAGGGCCUAUGAUUAUCCUGCAGUUCCUGACGAGCGACCCGUGGAAGCUGGUUUGUAUCAGUGUUUUCACGAUAGCGUUGGCGGUGCUGGUCGCGCUGGGGACGCGGGGCCGAGGGGAGGCGAUUGUAAUGGUUAUUGCGGCGUAUUCGGCCGUGCUUGUUGUGUUUGUCCAGGGGAAUGGGGGGUGUGGCGAAGGGGGGAGUUGCGGUGGACGGGGAGCAGCAUAGACACAAGGGUGCAGGUGGUCCUCACUCUUUCAUGUUUGGGCUACAGAGUUUUUCUGUCUAUAUUUUUUUUUUUCCUUGCAUCG